GUAUCGGCCGCGGGUUGGAAUUUCAUCCAAGCCAUCGGGCGUCAAAUCCUUGGCCAAAUGUGUUGAAGUGAAUGUCCUUCGAUAGCUGAGUCCCGCUAGUUUCGGCCUAGUGCCAUCUCAAACUCAACCGGAAUUGCGUUCGACGGAAAACCCUUCAUCGAAGUCCGAUGAUGAAUUUCUCGGAGCAGACUAGAGCAACGUUGUUCAUGAACUAUGAUGAGUACAGUACGCCGACACCGAAAAUCGAGGCUCCGGGAGGACCUUUCGCAGACUCUAACCGACCUCCGCUACCGAAACCGCAGCAGCGCAACCAGGUGAAGCGGCGUUUGGAUAUGGAACACAGUACUUCGGUAUUCAAGACACCAUCGCCUGUUGUACAAACGAAACGCAUGAAACUUAUCGCCCCUAAGAAUGAGUCCCCCGAGGGUGGUGUGAUGAUCCCGGCAUUGAGUCCAAAGGAAGGCCGGAACGACACCUCGUUGGGAAAACUCACGAGGAAGUUCAUCGAUCUUAUCAGAUCAGCUCAGGAUGGGUUGGUGGACCUAAAUCACGCGUGUGAAGCUUUAACAGUCCAAAAGAGACGGAUAUACGACAUCACCAACGUUUUGGAAGGUAUAGGUCUCAUUGAGAAGAAACAGAAAAACGUCAUUCGCUGGAAAGCGAUCGACGAAGGCUCAUCUCGAAGCGAUAAGUUGGAUUCCGAGAUCAAGGAACUCGAUCGCAAGGAGUCGCUCCUGGAUUCGCUGAUGCGGAAUGCCUCUGAGGAACUGGAGAAGCUCACCGAGAGCGAAGGUAAACAAUGGGGUUACGUCACAUACUCAGACAUGCAUAGUAUUCCGUCGUUCUCGGAUCAGAAUGUGAUCGCGAUCAAGGCUCCGCCAGACACGAAACUGGAAGUUCCGGACGUCGCCGACAAAAUUCAAGUGUUCCUGCACAGCGAACGAGGUCCGAUCGAGGUUUUCGUGCCCGAGGACGCUCAAGAUUCCACGGUGCCUGAAGAGUUGUUACCUGAGCCUGAAAUUCCGGCGCCCACAUUCCUAGACGAUGACCACGACCCGUUGGCGUUCAGAGACACCGCACCUGGUCAAAUCUCUCCCACGGACGAGAUGGUCUCUCGCUUCUUGACGCCUUUCGUCAACCUGCAGCCCGCCCUGACAGAGGAAGACUUCAAUUUCACUUUGGGCGACGCCGAAGGCAUCACCGAUCUUUUCGAUGACUAUCUCGCGUCUUUCUAG
This is a messenger RNA of Galendromus occidentalis (western predatory mite), 1235 nucleotides long. Its product is annotated as transcription factor E2F6. The record is from RefSeq and is a predicted model, not a curated record. The coding region runs from base 168 to 1235 and encodes 355 amino acids. The transcript is spliced from 8 exons. Lineage: Eukaryota; Metazoa; Arthropoda; Arachnida; Mesostigmata; Phytoseiidae. Gene Ontology annotation, cellular component: RNA polymerase II transcription regulator complex. Gene Ontology annotation, molecular function: DNA-binding transcription factor activity, RNA polymerase II-specific; RNA polymerase II cis-regulatory region sequence-specific DNA binding; protein dimerization activity. Gene Ontology annotation, biological process: regulation of transcription by RNA polymerase II.